Molecule: messenger RNA, 590 nt
Organism: Cherax quadricarinatus
Lineage: Eukaryota; Metazoa; Arthropoda; Malacostraca; Decapoda; Parastacidae
Source: RefSeq, a predicted model, not a curated record
GGUUGCCAUAACAGGGGGGAGUUGCCAUAACGGGAGUGAGUUGCCAUAACGGGAGUGAGUUGCCAUAACGGGAGUGAGUUGCCAUAACGGGAGUGAGUUGCCAUAACGGGAGUGAGUUGUCAUAAUAUUGGAGGACGAAAGCUGAAAAAGAGGAGGAAGAGAAGGUCAGGAUGUGGAGAGGAGUAUUGAUGAUAGUGAUGAUGUCAUCCAGUACAUCAAUAGGUCAGAGAUGGUCCAGGAUCACGACGCUGAACCAGCAUCAUCAUGAUGACUCACAAGGUUUGUGUCGUAAUUCAUCACACGUGGUGGAACUUAUUAAGCAGAGCAAGUGUCGCCCAGUGGAACAACCAGUACCAGUACCAGUACCCAGGGGAUACCAGUCUAUAAAUCCUUCGGUGGUCUUUGUGACGCGCUGUCAAGGCCUGGCCUGUCACCCGUCAAGUUACAGUUGCCUGCCCCUACAUACCACCUCUCUUAAGAUCCCAGUGUAUGUGCACGGUGCUGGGAGGAGCAGGAGGUGUCUGGAGGUGAAUGUGGAGGUUCACACUGGCUGUAAGUGUGGCUGUGACAAGAUCUGUCCUAGCAACCAG